Lodderomyces beijingensis is the source of this 1833-nucleotide messenger RNA. The record is from the annotation of a GenBank genome assembly. Lineage: Eukaryota; Fungi; Ascomycota; Pichiomycetes; Serinales; Debaryomycetaceae.
AUGUUCGGCUCUAGCAUCAACAACAACACCAGCAACAGCGGGGGCGGCUUGUUUGGCUCUUCAAGUACUAACCAAGGCGUCGGUGGUGGUCUCUUUGGAAACAAGCCCGGCUCAACGCCCGUGUUUGGAUCACAGCAACCGCAACAACCACAACAGCAGAAUGCGUUUGGUUCAAGUAAUACGUCGGGUGGACUAUUUGGUCAAUCGCAGUCUAACUCCACUGGCUCGACGGGAUUAUUUGGGUCGAAUCAAUCCAAGCCUUCAACUGGACUUUUCGGCUCGAAUCCGUCGUCUGCAACAACAACAGCAGCAACUUCAAACACGGGUAAUAUGUUUGGCUCUGGUAAUGCAGGAUUUGGAGCCAAGCCAGCCCUGACUGGUGGUGGGCUUUUUGGGAACAAUCUGCAACCAAACACUGGCACGAGCAUGUUUGGAAACAAUGCACAAUCAAACACAGGAACCAACUUAUUUGGUAAUCAACAGUCAAAUACAGGUACAUCUGGAGGAGGUCUUUUCGGAGCAAGUGCCAACAAACCUCCUGCAACGGGCACGACGGGAGGGCUCUUUGGAAGCCAGCAGCCUUCAACGGGUGGCCUUUUUGGAAAUAACCAACGCGCGACUACUGGCACCACUUCGGGUGGUCUUUUUGGAAACAACCAGCUGUCGGCCACGAACACGACAAGUGGGUUGUUUGGAAACAAGCCAAGUACAUCUACAGGAGGAGGCGGUCUUUUCGGUUCAUCAACCAAUUCCCAAGGCGGCGGCGGCGGAUUAUUUGGUCAAAACACUACAAACACGGGAGGCGCAGGACUAUUUGGGCAGCAGCAGCAGCAGCAGCCGCAACAACAACAGCAACAGAGCCAGCCAACUCAACAGUCAUCGUUGUUCUCUUCCAACACCACAAACAAUCAACAGCCUUCGUUCAGUUGGAGCAAAAAUCCACAAACACAGCCAUCCUCAAUCUACCCGUCGACGUCCUUGUUUGGAGACGUUGGUCAAGGUAGCCAGCAAGCCAAUGCAAACCCAAGUUCAUACACUCCAGCCAUCAAUGACCAAUUGACAAAAGUGUGGGAACAAUGGGACCCAAACUCCGCCAAGUGCGGAUUAAAGACACAUUUUUACAAUAAAUUCAAUGAUCAAGAGAUUGGCCAAUUGUUGGCGCAGCCUCGCCCGGCAAAUGAGACAGUCGAAGAUUGGGACAAGGCCAUGUCUGAAAGACCGGGGCCAAAUUUUUUCCCGGUCAAGAUCACUUCGUUCACCGAGGUUGCGCAACGUAUCGAAGCCCAGCUAGAUCAAGUAGCCAAGUCAAGGGUGCUCCUCAAUACCAUCAACGAACGAUUAAAUACUUUAUCGGCAAAGCAUGACUUGGAAAACACCACUAGAAUCUUAAAGGCAAAAGCCAGGCAUACGCAAUUAUCUCGAAGGUUAUUGAGGCUAGCUACAGUACUCGCGAUUCUCAAGUUAAAAGGUUAUCCAUUGUUGCCCGAGGAAGAGGAGAUUGCCAGACAGUUUGAUAUUCUUACAGCUAAAAUCAAUGAUCCAAAUAGCCCGAUUGGCAAAUUGGGAGACAUCUUUGCCAAAUUGGCGGUGCUCAAGGAAAGAGCCGAGGACUUGAAUUCCCAAUUCGACCAAUCGAUGCACAAGUUGAACGGCUCGUUGGGUAACGAAAACCCAGCGAAGGAAUCCAAGGAGGAGAAUGGAAACACUGAUGAUGUAAUCAACAAAAUCGCAAAAGUGUUGUUGAAACAGCAGAUGGGGUUGAAUUAUCUCAACAGCGUGCUAGAGAAGGACUCGGAAAAAGUUCAAAGUUUGAUCAAAUUCAAAUCUAAAUAG